This is a messenger RNA of Dermatophagoides pteronyssinus (European house dust mite), 2272 nucleotides long. RefSeq names its product lysosome membrane protein 2-like. Gene Ontology annotation, molecular function: scavenger receptor activity. Gene Ontology annotation, cellular component: cytoplasm; membrane. Lineage: Eukaryota; Metazoa; Arthropoda; Arachnida; Sarcoptiformes; Pyroglyphidae. The record is from RefSeq and is a predicted model, not a curated record.
UUUAGGUUUUUUUCGUUCGUUUGUUGAUUAUCUUUUAGUUUGAUCAAUUUUUUUUUGGUUGCAAUACUUUUUUUGUUGUUAUCAUCACUCAUCGACAACCAAUUUUUUGUUUUUCUCUAUACCGAUUCAAUUGUCAAUUGGCUUCCUUGAGACACAUAAAUAUCAAAGCUAAACUGGUUAUUGUAAAUGUUUAUUCUGUUGAUCAAAUAAAUCUUAUCCAUUUUUUUCGUUGGAUUCACGAAUUGGUCAUGUAGAGAAAAUCCAAAACAUAAACAUCAUCGAUUGACAAACAUUAUCAUUUUUUACCAAUUCUGAUUGCGAUUUGUAAUCCGCAGCAGCUUCGACGAAAUUAUCAACGACAACAAUGGCUAUGGAACAUAAAAAACGUAUAAUUAUUUUAUCCAUUAUUGGAAUAAUAUUGACAGCUAUUGGUAUAUCAUUGUUACCAAUUGGACAGAAUUUAAUUACCAAAAUUUUACAUCAAAAAUUGGCAACAUUGCCAGAAAAUCCUGGUUAUAUUUUAUGGCGUGAUAUGGAUCUACCAAUUUCUCAAAGUUUUUAUCUAUUUAAUAUAACCAAUCCAGAUGAAACAUUAAUGGGCGCUAAACCUAAAGUAAAAGAAAUUGGUCCAUUUGUUUAUCGUUUGAACAUAACAAAAGGUGAAAUUACAUUCAAUUCAAAUCAAACAAUUGUUUCUUAUUGGGAAAAGAAACAAUUCUAUUUUCAAUCCAAUCAAUCAGCAUAUGAUUUACAAACACAGGUAACAAUCAUGAACAUACCAUUAUUAACCGUAUAUAAAAUGUUGGAUUCAAACGCUGUGCCCAAAUGGUUACGGCCAAUCAUUCGUGCCAUUUUUAAUCGUUUGAAUUAUAAUUUUUUCAUUACAACAACAGUUGAUCAAUUAUUAUUUAGUGGUUAUAAAAGUCCAAUUCUUUGUGAAUUGAGAAAAUUCUUGCCCAAACAAAUUCCAUCAUGUUAUUUUUCAUUAAUGUCCAAUCAAAAUGAUACAUGGUUCGGUCCUUAUGUUCAAUAUACUGGGCACAGUAAUAUUAAUCAGCUAACAUCCAUAAUAACAUACAAUGGUUCGGCAAAACUAAAUUAUUGGCAAAAUGAUCAAUGUAAUGAUAUUAAUGGUACACAAAAUGGUGAACUAUUUCCACCUCCACAAAUUUUUGGCGGCCAUAAAAUGUAUAGAUUUUUUCGUCCAGAUUUUUGUCGUUCAUUUAAUCUUACAUUGAAUGAAACAAAUAUAAUUAGUGAUGUUCAUCCAUUACGUACCGAUCGUUUUCAUUUAGAUCGACAUUCAUUUAUGAAUUCAAAGGAUUAUCCACCGAAUAGUUGUUAUCAAUCCAAACAAAAAUUACCCCAAUUUGAAAUGGAUGAAAAAUCAAUCAAACAAAUGGCUGAACAUUUCAUCGAUAAAUUAGAAAUAAAUUUGGCUGAUGUUUCUUCAAAAAAUUCCACCGAAUCAAUCAAUGAUGAUAAAAUGAAUCAAACGACAACAACAAUAAAACCAUCAGGUGUUUUUGAUUUAUCCGCAUGUCAACAAGGUGCACCAAUAUUCAUAUCAUUUCCACAUUUUUUCGAAGCAUCGAAUUAUUAUCUUGAACAUGUUGAUGGAUUACAUCCAAAUCGUUCAUUGCAUCAAUCAUAUAUUGAUAUUGAACCACAAACAGGUACACCGGUUGAUUUUGUUGCACGUGUACAGGUUAAUGUUGAUGUACAAACAGCACAAACAACACAUCAACAAAUGCAACCAGUGAUGAUGCCAACAAUGUGGCAAAGUCUAACUAUUCAUAUAACACCCGAGAUAGCUCAGACAAUUGAAAUGCAAACAAAACAACCACGUAUUAUUGCCUAUACAGUUGUAUCAUUAAUCAUAAUCAUUGGUUCAAUAAUGUUGAUUUAUUCAUUAUUUGUAUGUAUAUUAUAUUAUUAUCAUCAAUCAUCAUUUUAUGAUGAUGUCCAUUCAUCAUCAUCAUCAUCGGAUGACAGACCACUGAUUAAUAAUAAGGAUGAUGAUGAUGAACAACAACAACAAUCAAAUCGACAACAACAAACAAUCACAGAUAAUCAUAAUGUUGGUGUUGGUGGUGAUAAUAAUACGGCCAAUUAUGGAACCAUUGAUUAACUUUCAAAAGCGACAACAUUACAUUUCGAUUGAUUUGAAGUUUCUAUAUUCAUUAUAUAAAUAUUUUGUGAUUCUUUCUUUUUUUUUCUUGAUUUGUUUUCAUUCGUUUCAUCAUCAGGGUUUUUUUAGCAUCAUUAAAGU